GGCGCGUGGCGAUUUGUGAAGGGCUGUCAAGUUUUGUGUGCGACCGAGUCAUCAUCGUCGUCGUGCUCUCCUUCUCUUCUUCUUCUUCUUCUUCGAGACCUAAGAAAGACAAAACUCUGAAUCUUCGGAUCUUUGAAUCACACUUUUUUCUUAUUUUCCUUCUUCUUCGAACAGAACAUGGCGGCGGUUUCACCUUUGGCAAAGUUUAAACUGGUGUUCUUAGGAGAUCAAUCUGUCGGAAAAACCAGCAUCAUCACUCGUUUCAUGUAUGACAAAUUCGACACCACUUACCAGCCUACCAUCGGAAUCGAUUUUCUUUCGAAAACAAUGUACCUCGAAGAUCGAACAGUUCGUUUGCAGCUAUGGGAUACGGCUGGACAAGAAAGAUUCAGGAGUCUAAUCCCAAGUUACAUUAGAGAUUCUUCUGUUGCCAUUGUUGUAUAUGAUGUAUCCAAUAGGCAAACGUUUCUGAAUACCUCGAAAUGGAUCGAUGAUGUACACAGAGAAAGAGGUCAAAGCGAUGUUAUUAUCGUUCUUGUUGGAAACAAAACUGAUCUUGUUGAAAAAAGGCAAGUAUCAAUCAGUGAAGGGGAAGACAAGGGUAAAGAGUAUGGAGUGAUGUUCAUUGAGACCAGUGCCAAAGAAAAUUUCAAUAUUAAGGCUUUGUUCCGGAAGAUUGCUGCAGCUUUACCGGGUGUGGACACAUAUUCAUUGGCAACAAAAUCAGAGGACAUGGUUGAUGUGAAUCUAAAGACCACUUCAAAUUCAUCACAAGGUGAGCAACAAGGAGGAGGAGGUGGAGGUGGAGGCUGUUCUUGUUGAUUCAAAAUACAUAUUCCAUUAAAGAAACUUGUGAAGCAAACAAAAGGGAUCAAGCUAGUUUUGUGAUUUUCAUCUUAUUAACAGACACAGAAUAUAAAACAUCAAAGAGAAAAGGAUUACUAUUUUUACAGAA
Molecule: messenger RNA, 955 nt
Organism: Arabidopsis lyrata subsp. lyrata
Lineage: Eukaryota; Viridiplantae; Streptophyta; Magnoliopsida; Brassicales; Brassicaceae
Product: ras-related protein RABH1c
Exons: 6
Coding region: 178-822 (214 amino acids)
Molecular function (GO): GTPase activity; GTP binding
Source: RefSeq, a predicted model, not a curated record